GCCAUGAAAAACAAUGAAACAAGAAUCAGUGAGUUCAUACUUCUUGGCUUCACAGACGUUCGGAAACUACAGCUCCUGCUCUUUGCCAUCCUUUUCUUUUCCUACUCAUUGACAAUUAUGGGAAAUGCUGUGAUUAUUAUCCUGACUAACAUAGACCACCGGCUACACACCCCGAUGUAUUUCUUCCUCUGGAAUUUCUCCAUCUUGGAAAUUGGUUUCACCACCGUUGUCUCCCCCCAAACCUUGUCACAUCUUUUGAUGGGCAAUAAAAAUAUUUCCUAUGUUGGUUGCAUAACACAAUCUUUCUUGUACUUCUAUCUGGGCACCACAGAGUUCUUCCUCUUAGCCGUCAUGUCCUAUGAUCGAUACCUGGCCAUCUGUAACCCCUUACGCUACCCAUCCAUCAUGAGCAAGAGUUUGUGUACCUCCUUUGUUCUCUGUUGUUGGAUUGCAAGCUUUCUCCUCAUCAUUGGCCCAUGUCUGCUCUUAUUACAGCUUCCAAUGUGUGAUUCAAACAUCCUGGACCAUUUCUUUUGUGACAACAUCCCUCUGAUGAACCUCCUGUGUGGGGACACUGGACUUCUUGAACUUGUGGGGUUUGUCACUGCUUCUUUUUCAUUGCUGGGGACUUUGACCAUUUCAGUGGCUUCCUAUAUCAACAUCAUUAAAACUAUCUUGAGGAUCCCCUCUGCUGCAGGGAGAAAGAAAGCAUUUUCCACUUGUGCCUCUCACUUCAUUGUUGUCUCCAUCACCUACGGGAGCUGCAUCUUCCUUUACGUCAGCCCAGCCCAGGAGAGCAAGGUGGAGUUGGCCAAAAUAGUGGCCAUUCUGAACAUGAUUGUUUCCCCUUUGCUCAAUCCUUUCAUUUACAGCUUGAGAAAUAAACAGGUUCAGGAAGCCUUGAAAGAUCUAAUAUUGAGACAGUUUGCAGCCAUUGCUAAGUCUUCAGGAAAAAUCUGA
Molecule: messenger RNA, 960 nt
Organism: Candoia aspera
Lineage: Eukaryota; Metazoa; Chordata; Lepidosauria; Squamata; Candoiidae
Product: olfactory receptor 6E1-like
Exons: 1
Coding region: 4-960 (318 amino acids)
Biological process (GO): G protein-coupled receptor signaling pathway
Cellular component (GO): membrane
Molecular function (GO): olfactory receptor activity; G protein-coupled receptor activity
Source: RefSeq, a predicted model, not a curated record